AUGUCUAAGCAACUCAAGAUCAAUCUACCGUUAAUCGAAGCCCUCAAGCAUAUGCCAAAAUAUGCUAAGUUUUUAAAGGAUCCCCUGAAAGGGAAAGAUAAGUUAGAGGAGCUAUCAAAUGUCUCUUUGAAUGCCGAAUGCUCUGCAGUGGUGAUGAAGACGCUACCGAAAAAACUCACUGAUCCGGGUAUCUUCACGAUCUCGUGUUUAUUUGGUUGUGAUGUUCAAAAUCAUGCGUUAGCCAACCUUGGAGCUAGUAUUAAUUUGAUGCCAUAUUCAUUUUAUGAAAAACCAGGCCUUUGUGACCUCAAACCUACUCUGCUAGAUAUGGAAGCGGAUGAGAAUGUGCCUUUAAUUUUAGGACGUCCAUUUUUGUGCACUGCUAAGGCCCUCAUAGAUGUUUUCUUAGGUACUAUUACGCUAAGAGCGGGUGAGGAAACAAUAGUGUUCAAGGUCAAUAAGGCGAGGAGUUCGAGUGCUAAUGUGGAGUCGGUAGCAUCGAUUAAGGAAAGUGAGAAGGUUGAGAGAGACAAGAAAGGGGGGAUGAGAGACCAUAGUCUAUAG
This is a messenger RNA of Helianthus annuus (common sunflower), 564 nucleotides long. RefSeq lists its product as uncharacterized. The transcript has 2 exons. Bases 1 to 564 code for a protein of 187 amino acids. The record is from RefSeq and is a predicted model, not a curated record. Lineage: Eukaryota; Viridiplantae; Streptophyta; Magnoliopsida; Asterales; Asteraceae.